AUGGCAUCAACUCUGCAUCCUCUGUGUGAGGGUCCUGCAAUAGUCUAUCACCACCCGCGAAUUCGCUCAGCACAAUUGGACCUUUGAAUACAUCAACGACAAUACAUGCCACAACAUCAACAUGUCAGAUUCAAAACCAUCAUGGAAAGCGGAAGAGGAGGAGGAAGAGGAGGAUUACGAUGAGACAAACUACGUAUCUCAAAAAGAUGCCGUACUCUUCGCUAUCGACGUCAGCUCCUCCAUGCUUGCACCCCCUCCUCUGUCCGAAGACAAGAAGGCCGGAACAGACAGCCCAACACUCGCAGCUAUCAAGUGCGCAUACGAGAUCAUGACACAACGUAUCAUAUCCAGUCCAAAAGACAUGAUGGGCGUUCUGCUGUUUGGUACGGAGAAGUCCAAGUUCCAGGACGAGGAUACAAGCAGCCGUGGAUCAAUCGCGUACCCUCACUGCUACUUGCUCUGUGAUCUGGGCAUUCCAUCCGCCAAAGACGUGAAGGAAUUGAAAAAUAUUGUGGCAGAUUCCGAGGAUGCGAAGGAAUUGCUUGUUCCUUCCGAGGAGCCAGCGUCAAUGUCGAAUAUGCUGUUCUGCGCCAACCAGAUAUUUACAACUCGUGCACCCACUUUUGGCUCUAGACGCCUUUUUAUCAUUACCGACAGAGAUGAUCCUCAUUCUACAGACAAGGCGGCAAGAUCGCAGGCUACAGUGAGAGCGAAGGAUUUGUAUGAUCUGGGUGUCAUUAUUGAUCUCUUCCCCAUCUCACAUCCUGAUCAUGAAUUCGAUCGAUCUAAGUUUUACGAUGAUGUAAUCUAUCGGGACCCAGCGGAAGGAGGGGAUCUUGCUGUGGUAUCGACGAACUUGAAGUCCUCUGGAGAGGGUAUCUCUCUUCUCCAAAACCUCAUAUCGGACAUCAACUCAAAACAGGUUGCGAAAAGAACAUUGUUCUCAAACCUGCCAUUUGAAAUUGGCCCUAAUCUUACCAUCUCAGUUAAAGGCUACAAUCUCCUCCAAAAGCAAGAACCCGCCAGAUCCUGCUUUAUCUACGAAGGUGGUGAAGAACUUCAAAUUGCUGAGGGUCGCACUACCAAAUUAUCAGCCGAGACUACGGACGAGGUGCAAAAGACAGAGAUCAAGAGGGCAUACAAAUUUGGAGGUAGCCAGGUGGUGUUUACCGUUGAGCAGCAGAAGAAGCUGAAGCAAUGGGAAUCUCCGGUACUCAGAAUCAUUGGUUUCAAGCCCCAGUCCAUGCUUCCGGACUGGGCAUCGGUGAAGAAAGCAACCUUCAUCUACCCAAGCGAGGAUGGCUACAUUGGAUCUACUCGAACCUUUGCGGCUCUAUGGCAGAAACUUCUGAAGGACAAACUCAUGGGUAUAGCUUGGUUCAUAGCUCGAGCCAACGCCUCUCCUCUCAUUGUUGCCAUCUUACCUUCGGCAGAAAGAUUCGACGAUGUUACAGGCGCCCAAGUCAUUCCUCCUGGACUCUGGCUGUAUCCUAUUCCAUUUGCUGAUGACAUUCGCGAACCUCCCCCGGUGCCAAAGCCACUUGUAGCUGGCGCGGAGUUGAUUGAUCUCAUGCGUAUGAUCAUUCGACAGCUGCAACUUCCAAAGGCUAUCUACGACCCAACCAAAUACAGCAAUCCUGCUCUUCAGUGGCACUACAAAGUCCUGCAGGCCAUGGCACUUGAAGAGGAGCUUCCAGAACCGAGUGAAGACAAAACGAUUCCCAAAUACCGCCAAAUCAACAAGCGAGCCGGCGAGUACAUCCAGAAUUGGGGCAAGGUUCUGGAAGAGCAAUCCCGUGCAUACACAAGAGCGCAAUACGGCGAUAACGAUGGUGCGAAGCUGAAGCGAGGCAGCGAUGCAGAGGAAGGACCUCAGAAACGGAUCAAGACGGAGAAGAAGGGGUUAGAGGGCAUGAGCCAUGGUGAUCUGAAGAAGCUUGUGGCGAAUGGCAGUCUUGCAAAACAUACAGUUCCUGAGUUGAAAGAUUGGUUGACGUCAAAAGGAUUGACUUCAUCUGGUAAGAAGGGAGAUCUGGUUGAGAGGAUUGAGCAAUGGGUUGAGGAGAAUUGAGGUCAUGUUUGGCUCUUUGGGAUGUAGGAUUACGGAUGGGAUUGUAAAAUCUGGGAUGGGUCUGGCUUGUAUGGUGCAUGUUUGCGAUAGGACAAGGAGUUUCUAACAAUACGAAUAGAUUUACAGUCAAAGAUGCAAGCAAGCGGCUCAAUGUCGUAAAUUCUCCACGUGAUGUAUAUCCAACGCAUAAUAUCGCCCCCAGGAGCAAGGUUUCAACCUGAUACCCGGGACACAACACAUCACACCACACCACAUAAACUCUCAGCCACGCAAACGUACGUGCGCUUCGAGGUAAAGCACCAAGGUAUUCCCGGCUGGGUUUUUUCCCCGGCUGCAACAGCAGAACGACACUUCGUCUAAAGUUGAAGAUGGAGAUGCGAUAGGUUCGCAGCUAGAUGGAAGUUUGAAGGGAUGAAAAGUCUACGAGGGAUAGGCUGGUCUAGUGAGCAAGAAGUGCGAUCUGCCUUGGCUGAAUUAGGAUCGGCGGGUAUGAUGGUGGAUGGAGGGGGUGGAUGAUCGAAGGAUGGAUGGAUAGAGGCUGAGUUUCUUUGGACGAGUGAGACAGUUAGAACAGCACGGCGAUUGUGGUAUGGUUGGUCGACGAUAUAUGAGAGAUCGCGGAGGGCUUUUAUCCAAGAUGAGGAUUAUCAAGGAGCUUGAUAUUUGGUGAAGAGGGGAGGGGAGGAAGAGAGGGGAGGCGAGAUGAGUUUGCCAAGGGAAGAAAGGAAUGUAACUUAUGUCCUUGGUUGAGAUCUUCGAGUUGCGAAGAGCUUACCAAACGCAGUUUCAUAUGCCAUGCAUGCCAUCUCAAAGCGAGUUCAAGCAGUGGCAGCGACUCGUCUGAAGGACAGAACGAACGCAAUAAUGAUAUGCAGUGAUGCGCGCCUUCCGUAAUGUUACAGACUGGGAUACCCAUUCGCAAUGUGGUGUUGCUGCUUUGUUGUCGGUCGUAGGAUUCCUGCGCCACUCUACUGCUGCUGAAUUGAAGCAUGCUUACCUACCUUAGUCCUUUGAAGGACAACUAGAAUUCCGUAGCUAGAAGAAAGUCAACAAUGGCUGAAUGGUACACUCGGUACAGCAGAUUAGGAAAUAGAAAACUAAGAAGAAACCCGCCGACGCAACAGAUCAACAAUUCCCAA
Messenger RNA from Cadophora gregata, 3210 nucleotides. It is a transcript of the gene KU70, whose product is annotated as ATP-dependent DNA helicase II subunit 1. The record is from RefSeq and is a predicted model, not a curated record. Gene Ontology annotation, biological process: cellular response to X-ray; telomere maintenance; double-strand break repair via nonhomologous end joining. Gene Ontology annotation, cellular component: nucleus; Ku70:Ku80 complex. Gene Ontology annotation, molecular function: double-stranded DNA binding; damaged DNA binding; DNA helicase activity. Lineage: Eukaryota; Fungi; Ascomycota; Leotiomycetes; Helotiales; Ploettnerulaceae. The transcript is spliced from 3 exons. The coding region runs from base 122 to 2071 and encodes 649 amino acids.